CAGUGCGGGGGUGGAGGGCGGAGGAGAUAGAUAGCACGCUUGCGCGGCUGUCACAGGGCUGCUUGGUUGGUCAGUAGGGAGUCAGCGCCUGCGUACUAAGACCCGUGUGCAGCAGCGGCGGCGGCGGUAGAGGCGGCGGCGGCGGCGGCGACGGCGGUAGCGGCGGCGGCAGCGGCAGCGGGCUCGGAGGCAGCGGUUGGGCUCGCGGCGAGCGGACGGGGUCGGGUCAGUGCGUUCGCGCGAGUUGGAAUCGAAGCCUCUUAAAAUGGCAGAUGAUUUGGACUUCGAGACAGGAGAUGCAGGGGCCUCAGCCACCUUCCCAAUGCAGUGCUCAGCAUUACGUAAGAAUGGCUUUGUGGUGCUUAAAGGACGACCAUGUAAGAUCGUGGAGAUGUCUACCUCCAAGACUGGCAAGCACGGCCACGCCAAGGUCCACCUGGUUGGUAUUGACAUCUUUACUGGGAAGAAAUAUGAAGAUAUCUGCCCGUCAACUCAUAAUAUGGAUGUCCCCAACAUCAAAAGGAAUGAUUUUCAGCUGAUUGGAAUCCAGGAUGGGUAUCUAUCACUGCUCCAGGACAGUGGGGAGGUGCGAGAGGACCUACGUCUGCCUGAGGGAGACCUUGGCAAAGAGAUUGAGCAGAAGUACGACUGUGGAGAAGAGAUCCUGAUCACGGUGCUGUCUGCCAUGACAGAGGAAGCAGCUGUUGCAAUCAAGGCCAUGGCAAAAUAACUGGCUCCCAGGGUGGCAGUGGUGGCAGCAGUGAUCCUCGAGCCUGCAGAGGCCCCUUCCCCCAGCCUGGCUCAGCUCUGGCCCGGCCGUUGGCUGGACUCCUACAAUUUAUUUGACGUUUUAUUUUGGUUUUCCCCACCCCCUCAAUCUGUCGGGGAGCCCCUGCCCCUCACCCUGCUCCCUUGGCCAAAAGUUCAGUGAACCAUGGCCUUGGUGAAGCUGCCCUACUCUUCUCCCCUCGCACUACAGCCCUGGUGGGGGAGAGGGAGUGGGUGCUGCUUGUGGUUUAGUUGGUUUUUUUUUUUUUUUUUUUUUAAUUCAACCUGGAAUCAGAAAGCUGUGGAUCUGGCAAGUGGUCCUUAUGUCCUUCUCCCACUCAUCCCUGGUCUUGUUCCCAAUACUCUACCCCAGCACCACCCACAGACUGGGGACCAGCCCCCUCCCCUGCCUAUGUCUCUCUCCCCAAAUCCCUUUAGGUGGGGAGGAAAGAAGAGAGGGGAGGGGACCUGCCCCCUCCUCAGGCAUCUGGGAGGGCCGUGCCCCCAUGGGCUUCACCCUUUCCUGCGGGCUCUCUCCCCGACACAUUUGUUAAAAUCAAACCUGAAUAAAACUACAAGUUUAAUAUGAAGCCCCCAA
Molecule: messenger RNA, 1366 nt
Organism: Condylura cristata (star-nosed mole)
Lineage: Eukaryota; Metazoa; Chordata; Mammalia; Eulipotyphla; Talpidae
Gene: EIF5A
Product: eukaryotic translation initiation factor 5A
Exons: 6
Coding region: 266-730 (154 amino acids)
Biological process (GO): positive regulation of translational termination; positive regulation of translational elongation
Molecular function (GO): translation elongation factor activity; RNA binding; ribosome binding
Source: RefSeq, a predicted model, not a curated record